CGAUGACACCUGGCCUGCCUGGUGCACAGGUGGGUGUGAGGACGGAGUGACACGAAGCAUGUGAAGGUGACGGCUUCAGACACUGACGAGCUAAGGAGCUGGGGGGGGAGGGUGCAUAAAUGUGAGUGUGUAUGGCUGUUAGUGUGUGGGUGUCUGCUAGUGUAUGUGAGUGUGUACAAGUGUGUGGGUGUGCAGAGUUGGCAUGUCUGAGUGUGUGCACAUGUGAGAGUGUUUGUAGGUGUGUGAGUGAGGGGGUAUGUGUGUGCCUGAGGGUGAGUGAUUAGAGGCCUCAGUUUACUUUGUCCUGGAUACACGCAGAGAGGGCGUCGCCCCUCCUGCAGGUGCCGCCGGAGACCCAGUGGAGCGAUGCUCGACUCUCCUCCAGCAGCGAGGCCACUAAUACCCUGUCCCCACUCUCUGUCCCUCCACCCUGGGCCAGCGUCCCCCAAAUAAGGAGCUGACGGUCCAAAGUCGCUAAGGGACCUCACAGCUAAGGGACCUCAGGCAAAGCACCUGACUUCUGUGAGCUUCAGUUUCUUCCUCUGCGAAAUGGGCGUAUGGAGCUGUUGUUGCUGCGCUCAGCCAGGGGUCCGGUCGUGGUGGUUAAAUUAAUGCUGUGUACUUUGUGCCUAGACGCCGGAAUCUCCCCGUCCCCACCGCCCCCUUCCCUGACCUUCAGCCUCUGUCACCAGGUGGCGCGGGAGGCCUGAGGGCCAGAAAUUGCCCUCCCCAUGCCCCUGCCCUUCCCUGUCGCCCCCAGUCCCUCGCAUCCCAGCCCCCCGCCGGGGCUGGCGCAACAGGUGCGCGGGGCUGGCGGCCGCACAGGGGCGGGGGGGAGGCCCUCUGCGCGCUGCGCUCGGGGCUCGGGGCGCGCUGUCCCCGGGGCGCGCUGUCCCCGGGGCCCCCCCGCCCGCCGAGCUGCCCGCGGCUGGCAGGAGCAGGAGCAGGAGCAGGAGCGGGCGCGGCGCGGGAGGCGGCGGCGGCGGUGGGGACGACCGGGCGGCGGCGGCGGCUGAGCGCGCGGAACCGCAGCCCCUUGCCCUCCCCUCGGCUAGCCCAUCGCCCGCCCGCUGCGCCCGAGCGCGCGGAGCCCCCCGACCCGCGGAGACAUGAGCGCCCGGCGGCCCGACGCACCCGAGGCGCAGCGGCCCGGCCCCGCGGCCCCGUGAUGGGCUCCUGCGUGUCGCGAGAUCUGUUCACAAGUGCCCACAAGGACUGCCCCAUGCCCCAGGGCACGGAUGCCCUGAACCCAGACUUGCCUUCCAGCCACCCACCCACCACUGCUCCAGACCACGUCACUGGCAAGGACAAACAGAUGGAUUUCUGUUGGGAUCCUUGGCAGAGGUGCUUCCAGACCACCAACGGCUACCUGUCCGACUCCAGAUCUUGCUCCAGCAAUUACAACGUGGCAGCCCUGGCCACCUCGUCCCUUGUGGGGGUGGUGCAGAGCAUCAAGGACCACAUCACAAAGCCCACGGCCAUGGCGCGUGGCCGCGUGGCCCACCUCAUCGAGUGGAAGGGCUGGAGCGCCCAGCGGUCCGGCUGGGAGCUGUCCCCAGCCGAGGACGAGCAGUACUGCUGCCUCCCGGACGAGCUGCGCGAGGCCCGCUUUGCUGCAGGGGUCGCAGAGCAGUUUGCCAUCACGGAGGCCACACUGAGCGCCUGGUCCUCACUGGAUGACGAGGAGCUGCACCCCGAGAACAGCCCCCAGGACGUCAUCCAGCUACAGGACCUGGAGAGCAUCUAUCUUCAGGACAGUCUUUUGAGUGGCGCCUCGCAGGAUGACAGUCUUCUGGCCUUCUCCUCCCCUGGCCUCUCCCCCGACGACGGGCCCUCACCCGAGGAGCCCCCCAUCACCACUGCUGCCCCCCAGCCCCCCAGCCCGGAACAGCAGCAUCGACGGCGGCUGCCGGGGGGUCCAGGGCCUGAGGGCAGUGCCCACCUGCAGGGCUCCCUCCCCUCGGUGGACAGCGGCUCGCUCUCGGAGGAGGAGGAUGAAGUGUUCUAUAACUGAGCUGGGGGCCGUGCUGCCCGGAGCCCGCUCCCACCGUGACCCUGCCUGGUGGGCGGCCCAGGCUUAUCAGGACGCCAGGGUCUGGGCGGGGCAGCUCGACCCCUCAGGGCAGGCAUGGGGCGGGUGCAGCAGGGGUUGGGGGCCAGCACUCCCUGUGGACCACUCUGUGCCUCCAUGGACCGGCCCCCAGCCGUGGGAGCCAUAACCCCCCUCCUCCCUUCUUUACGUGGCUCAGGGGGCACCUUCCCUGCGGGGUUUCUGCCAUCAGGGAGUGCAAGGACUCUCAGCAGACGCCGGGGCAAGCUGCCCAGGGGAGCUGACAGCCAGGCCCCGGACAGACAACCACGUGAGGGCUGGGGAGACCCACUUGGAGCGGGGCCUGGGGACCCUGCCUUGACCCGGGGCUCAGUCCCUCCUCCUCUCCGUCUGUGCUUCUGCCCCCAUCGGCAGUGGGGUAGCCUCCUCAGCUGUCGUCACGAGGACACCUGUCUCCUUGGCGUGUCUGUCCGUCCCUCACUCUCUGCACCCUGGCGCCCCUGCCUCCUUGCACCCUCCUCCCACCUCCUUCAAGGUUCUCUGAAGACAUUAAAGUGGUGGAUUCACCCUGGA
Molecule: messenger RNA, 2623 nt
Organism: Equus caballus (horse)
Lineage: Eukaryota; Metazoa; Chordata; Mammalia; Perissodactyla; Equidae
Gene: FAM131C
Product: family with sequence similarity 131 member C
Source: RefSeq, a predicted model, not a curated record